This is a messenger RNA of Rhea pennata, 975 nucleotides long. It is a transcript of the gene XPA, whose product is annotated as XPA, DNA damage recognition and repair factor. Gene Ontology annotation, molecular function: damaged DNA binding. Gene Ontology annotation, biological process: UV-damage excision repair; base-excision repair; nucleotide-excision repair, DNA damage recognition. NCBI's taxonomy places the organism in Eukaryota, Metazoa, Chordata, Aves, Rheiformes, Rheidae. Gene Ontology annotation, cellular component: nucleotide-excision repair factor 1 complex. The record is from RefSeq and is a predicted model, not a curated record. Bases 16 to 894 code for a protein of 292 amino acids. The transcript has 6 exons.
GGCCCCGCCGCCGCCAUGGCGGGCGCGGCCCCGGCCCCGGCCCCGGCCCCGGCCCCGGCCCCAACGCCGGCCGGCGAGAGCGAGGCCUCGGCGGCGGCGGCGGGCGAGAGGCCGCCCCUCUCGGCGGCGGCGCUGGCGAAGAUGGAGCGGAACCGGCAGCGGGCGCUGGCACUGCGGCAGGCGCGGCUGGCGGCGCGGCCCUACCCUGCCGCAGGCGGCGUGCGGGUGAAGGCCCCCCCCAAGGUCGUGGACACGGGAGGGGGCUUCUUCCUGGAGGAGGAGGACGCGGAGGAGGAGGAGGACGGUGGCGAGGCGGGGGAAGAGUCGGCCGCCGCCAGGAUCGUGCACCCCCCCGCACCUGUACUAGAGUUUGACUAUCUCAUCUGUGAAGACUGUGGCAAAGAAUUCAUGGAUUCCUACCUUAUGCAGCACUUUGAUUGGGCAACGUGUGAUAAUUGCAGAGAUGCUGAAGAUAAACAUAAGCUUAUAACAAGGACAGAAGCAAAAGAAGAGUAUCUUCUUAAAGACUGUGACUUAGACAAGAGAGAACCAGUGCUCAGAUUUAUUUUGAAGAAAAACCCUCAUAAUUCACGGUGGGGUGACAUGAAACUUUAUUUAAAGCUACAGGUAAUCAAGCGUUCUCUUGAAGUGUGGGGUAAUGAAGAAUCACUGCAAGAAGCAAAGGAACUCCGUCGUGACAACAGAGAGAAGAUGAAACAGAAGAAAUUUGACAAGAAAGUUAAAGAACUCCGCCGUGCAGUGAGGAGUAGUUUGUGGAAGAAAGAAGCUAGUGUGCAUGAACAUGAAUAUGGACCAGAAGAAAACAUUGAAGAUGAUAUGUAUAAAAAGAUAUGUACUGUAUGUGGCCAUGAAUUAACUUACGAGAAGAUGUAGUAUCAUGCUUUUAAAAAUUUCAUUAAGUGUCUUUUUAAUGGUAUUCUGUAUUAAGCUCAAAUAAAAUCUGAUUGUGAACAA